Molecule: messenger RNA, 893 nt
Organism: Annulohypoxylon maeteangense
Lineage: Eukaryota; Fungi; Ascomycota; Sordariomycetes; Xylariales; Hypoxylaceae
Exons: 3
Coding region: 1-840 (279 amino acids)
Source: RefSeq, a predicted model, not a curated record
AUGAAUUUGAACACCGAGUUCAGAAUAUACCCCAGCUUCUCAGGGAACCAGCUGAGAAUUCUGGAUAAGCUCGAUGUAGCUUUACGAAGUCGACACGGUCCGGAAUGGCAGGCCCAGAGAAUGGUUGGCGAUAUCCUCCGUAUCUGCGCCGAGGCAGACUCUUUGCAGCGCCUUUCGAGUAUUCUUCGAGAUCUUUGGGCAGUAGUAAUUCUACUCGCUAGUCAGUUUAGUUCAGAUGGACAGGACCAGAGAACUCUGGUAAAUUUUAUCGAGACUCUUCGAGAGCGAGAAGAUGAGGUCAGAAAAGGUUCUAAUAUCUUCUGGAAGGAUUUGCCUUAUCUAGCAGACUGUCUAUCUGAGAAUUGGAAUGAUCCGUUAUCCUCGUCCAGGCGAUUAACUCAAAGAGAUAUGACAGAAUGGGAGAACCUGAAUUCUUUCGUUGCUCGACUAACGAACAAGAAUUUCUGCCCGUGGCUUCAACUUCCCAUCAAGGAACUCAGGAAUGCCCUCGAGUGUCCUCAAUCUAGAGGAGCAGUGAUGGAAUGCAGAGUGUUGGUCGCUACUGAUUGGAUCAUACGAUGUGGGGACGUCCUGCUUCACAAAUUAACGGGCGAGAAUGCUGAUCGGCAUUUGGCCUUGAGUCUGGUAACGGGACCGUUGUGCAGAAACGUCCCCUUGCUAGGUGUCGAGAGAUGGGCAUUUUGGAGUAAGAGGUUCCAGGAGAUAGGUAAUAACUACCAAAAGCUGGAACUUAAUGAUGCGAUAUAUCUGCGGAUAGGAAAGGCGCUGCGCGUAAUGUCGGCUUUCGAAAGAGAGAGGGCCUAUUUGGACCGCACUUAGGAGUAUAUCAUCAGGUUGGGAUAUGAGAUGCUAUUUGCUCUGCAAUAUCACCU